GCCAGGGUUCUGACGAACCUUGGUUUAUUAAAGAAUGGGUCCUAGGCUACCAAGUCUUGGAUAGCUUUAAUUCGCUAGCCAAUAUCUUGUAAGGCAUUGGUUUAUAAUGGAACGUGAACCUGGAAUGUUUGCUCUAUGUUCGGUUGCAUUUAGAAUCAGCCCUCCGUGUUCCAUUUGUUAGCCAGGCCUAACAAGGAUUUUGGUUUAGAGUUAAGCUAGCUAGAGCUUGGGAGCAGGGACUCUUUCUUUUUGUUAGCCAGGGUUCUGACGAACCUUGGUUUAUUAAAGAAUGGGUCCUAGGCUACCAAGUCUUGGAUAGCUUUAAUUCGCUAGCCAAUUUCUUGUAAGGCAUUGGUUUAUAAUGGAACGUGAAACUGGAAUGUUUGCUCUAUGUUCGGUUGAUACGCGUUUGCAGAUGAAUUUCUGCACGUAAACAUUGAAAGAGCGAGAAAUUUAGUUGCUCUUCUAAUUGAAAAUGGUCACAAAUUGUGUAUCAAGGUUACAUUGCUCCCUUGCCCGGUUGAAGCAGCAUUGUCCUAUUGCACGAGGUCUAUCACUGAUUUGUCAUAAGCUGUAUUUGACGAAAGCUUCCGCUUGGCUGUAGCUUCAACGAAACUUGACACUAAAACUUUGCAAAUUUCCGUGUACUCACGGCCUGCCACGUCUGAUUCCCAUGAAGAGUGUUUGGGAUGGGCCCAAGUAUCUCUGGCAGAUUUUAGACCCGAUACUAAUUCCGUCAAGUGGUAUAAUAUACUGGCACUUAGAUGUCUCUCUUCUAGCAGCCAUCCCCUGACUGGCGCAGCUAGUGAAACUGGAACAGGGCUUAAGGAGGAAAGCAGUGACGAGUCAACAAUCGUGACAUCACAGCCUUCGACAUUGACUCGAAAUCAAAGUGGUCCAAUGUCUGAACUGGAAUUAGUUGAACAAGGAACUGAUAGUGAAGAUGAAGAAAAUAGUGAUGCUGAAGAUCACAAACAAGCAAACUGGAUCGAACCUCUUGGUUCUCCACAGCGAAUUGGAUUGAGCCUCUUGGUUCUCCACCCCUAAAUGGAUUGAGCCUAUUGGUUCUCCACCCCUAACCUAAUCCUAUUCUUGUUUUAUUUGAAAAAUAAUUAUCAUUUUUCUCUUAGGUACAAUUUGGUUUCACUUUCAUUGGGUAGCUGCUUAUUUAAAUAUCGAAAUUGGAAGUUUCGUAUUCGAUUGCUAUGAACUGACCGUUUUCUUGACAAGCCCGCUCUUUGGCAAAUACGUAAGAUUCCAUCUUACGUUGUUGGCGAGGAAAAAACGCCAAUAGCAAUAAUUUUUACCCAAUAGCAAAUCCAUGCCACAUAGCAAAGAGGGAGAACUCCAAGAAUGCUUUUUCCCUCUGGACUUCGAACCUAAUGACAACAAAGCAAACUGUGUUGUUCUUCAUUUUUUUUCAGAAAUUUUUAAUCGUCAGGGCUUCGGUGGGCGGAAGUUUGAUCAGUGCCGCACCAAUUAUUGGGGUAAUCCAUCUGACAACUCGUGCCGGCCUUGCAACUGCGAUCCGCAGGGAUCCUCCCCACAGCAAGUUGACGAAUUAAUGAACCAAAUUGACGAAUUCCUUGAAGAUUCUGGUGCAAGUCCGGCCGACAUCCGAUCGUUGGCUACUGAUGUUUUGUCUAAGGGUAUUUCGUUACGAACCGAACAGAUCACUGACCUAGCACGACGCAUUAACGACACUAUCUCUUCCCUGACCAACAUUGACGCCAUUCUGGCCGAGACGUCUGGUGAUUUGGCUUCAGCAAAAGCACUCAAAGAUCGUGCCGACACCGCCAAAGCCCAUGCCCAGGGAAUUCUGACUGUUGUUCAGCAAGUGCUCGACUCUUUGGCUGCCGCUAAAGCCGCACAAGACAAGGCAGAAGAAGCUAUUCAAACGGCUAAUAAGGAUAUUAGCGCAGCUGAAUCGCAUCUAAGUGAGACGGCCGACGCUCAAGCCAAAGCCAGUGAAUCAGUCCAAGAGGUCGAGGGACUGCGGGAAAGUUUACGUGAAUUGCAGCGAAAGCUGAUAAAGAACGAGCGAGAUGUUAAAGAAGCGACCCGCGAGUCUGACGUGGCUGCAUCGUUAGCUACCCGCGCCGGACAAGGCGCAUCAGAGUUGGACACGGCUUAUCAGCGAGCCCUGCGGGCUUUGGAAGAGAAAACGGCAAGAAGUGGUGACGCUCGUGAACGCUCCGCCCGUCUUCAAGAUAAGGCUAAUCGGCUGACGGCAAGCGUGUUUGCCAAAGUUCAAGAACUUAAAGAAAUGGAGGAUGAAUACUUGUUGCAUGAGCGUCGGUUGACAGACCUUUCUGAGCAAGUUAUGGCCAUGAAUGUGCGCAUGACCGACUACUUGCAAGUCAUUAGCGACCGCUCGGAGUUCUACCGCACCUGCCAAAAGUAGAAAGUUAGAAACCUGAUAGCAUCGAAACUCCCAUUGCCGCUGGUCCUCCGGACAGUUGCAUUACCCUCUCCAACCGAGCAUCCGUCAACAGUACAUCAUUUAUUUUUAUUUUAUUUUUAUUUAUUUUUACGUUAUCCCAAACCUACCGAAUUCAGUUGACAGCCUAUAGCAGUCUCCUCCCUCUACUUGCAUUUGAUGUACAUUUGGUCGAGAAACAAUAUCAAUUACCGUAAAUCUCCCCCCCCCCUUCAGUUAAAAAGGUGCAUUCUUGGAAACUGCAGCGUGCCAAAUUUGUUUUCUUCAAGCUUUCCCAUUGUUUUCUUUUCAUCUUUUUCCAUAUGAUCUUGUGUGACUAGGCCGUUUCAAAACGGGUUUACUAUAAUCUCUUCGGAUUCUUUUUACAGACAAAAUCUUGUGCCUUCAAAAAAAUUUCUUAACAAUAAUUAAACGACAAGAUGUAAUAGUCGCUUCUUUUAUCCAAACUAUACUCCCAAACUCAUUCCACAUUCUCAUUGCUUUGAUCCUUCUUCUCCCCUUCCACCGAAACAGUGUGUUCACCCUAAGACAUCACUUAACUAUUAUUGUAUAAGACUUUGGAGUGAUAAAACAAUAAAAGUGACAUUACGUACCAGAGACAUGGUCUGGAAA
This is a messenger RNA of Daphnia magna, 3052 nucleotides long. Its product is annotated as laminin subunit beta-1-like. The transcript is spliced from 10 exons. NCBI's taxonomy places the organism in Eukaryota, Metazoa, Arthropoda, Branchiopoda, Diplostraca, Daphniidae. The record is from RefSeq and is a predicted model, not a curated record. Bases 1322 to 2404 code for a protein of 360 amino acids.